CUCUCUAUAGGCUACAGUAGUUUUAGAAAAUAUCAUCAUUUGUUUGGUAAGAACAUUUCUAUGUACAGGUACGCUGGUCGAAAAGUUAGUUUUUUUGUUGUUUGCGUCACAAUGCAUGGAGAGCACACAGUGGCAGAAAGCACAAUUGCAAGCUUAAUUUUAUUCUAACAUUGUAAGACAGUCAAGUGAGUUCGAUAGCAAAGUUCCAAGAUGUGAAGCGUAGAAUUCUAGUAUUUAUCGAAUUCGCAUCGGGGACAGGGCCGUGCACAGACCUUUGCUCAACGUUAAAAAAGUGAGAGAAAGAACAAACCGGGUCAGUCCCAAGGAUAACUGUUAAACCACUGCUACUGCAGGUUUCAUUGUCCUCAUUGGUUGCACCAACAUGUACAUGUAGUUCCUCACAUAGACACUACAGUGAAAGUAUUAAUGAGAUAAUGGACUUCUCCACAGGGCUCUACACUCUCUCCUCAUGCGUUGCUCAUGAGUAUCACUUUGUGAAAAUGAAUAAGAACUGGACUGAAGCACAGAGAUACUGCAGAGAGAAGUACACUGACCUGGCCACCAUAGACAACAUGGAGGAUAUGAAGAGGCUGGUCAACACUGUAGAAAGUGGUUAUAAUGGAUCAGCCUGGAUAGGGCUGUAUAAUCAUGUUAACAGUUGGAGGUGGUCUCUGGAAGAUAGUGGUUUCUAUGGAGACGGAGAGGCUGAGUUUAGGAACUGGGACAGGUCAGAUGGUAAAUACACUGAACAGCACUGUGUAGUGACAGGAGAUCGUGGGACAUGGUGGGAUGACAGUUGUAACAUAAAAUACUACUCGGUCUGCUACAACGGUGAGAACAUGUUACUCUUUGUUCUAUUUACAGCUCUGUGUUUGUACUAUCAGAACAUUUAAAAAUAGGAAAUAAUUAUAACAUUAUCAUAACUUCACAUUACUCUAACAUGCAUAUGCAGUGACACUAUGUAAACAUUACUGAAAACAAGUAUAGAUUUCUUGUGAAAUAUUUACCUGGACAUCAAGAUGCAUUCAACAAUUGCAGGAAACACAACCAACAUUUCUGAGAGGUUCAUCUUGUCAAAGGAAAGUAUGACAUGGGAGGAAGGGCAGAGCUACUGCAGACAGCACUACACAGACAUGGCCAGUGUGAGGAACCUGGCUGAGAGCCAGAAGAUAGGGAACAUGUUACCGAAGGAAAGCUGGGCGUGGAUCGGCCUGUUCAGAGACUGGAGCUGGUCGGACCAGAGUAACUCUUUAUUCAGAUACUGGCAUACAGGAACACCCAAUAAUCGCUACGGGAACUGUGUGUCGGUGUUCGGUAAAUCAGGCGAAUGGACAGACUACACAUGUGAGACAAAACUUCCCUUCUGUUGCUACAGUGUCUUAGUGAAGAAGACACAGCAGGUUGUGAGAGUGAAGCUGACCCCAAAGGACCAGAACAUGGACCUGACUGAUCCUGCCGUACAGGAGGCCAUCUUGCAGCAGAUAAAGAAGGAGCUGAGGGAGAAGGGGAUGUCUGAUGACAUCAAACUGAGAUGGAAGGAGCAGCCCGAUGGAAAGAUCUUCCACAAGGAAGAAAAGGAGAAGAAGUUAGGAGGAGAAACUGAAUCGAGUAUCAAGCUGGAACUGUAAAUACUAUUACAGGAGAGACUAAGGGGACUUUUCUGACCAACAUCCCAUUGACAGUCAGACUAGCCAAAACCCUAAAACUAACCCUUACCGUAACCCUAACCUUAACCAACCCCUUAACCCUAACCCAACCUUAACUUCCCCUAAUUUUAACCAAUUUCGAAACUAAAUAAUGGCUUGCACGUUAGUCAAGUCCCUUUAGUUUUUCCCUACUACUACAUAAAACAAAUUUAAAAAAUUGUAUCCUGUUCUUUAUUCUCAACAGCCAACAAUAUUUUAAUAUUUUUACUGACACAUUAUAAUGUCAAAUUGCAUUUGGAUUGUUUUGGCACUUAUUGCUGCAAUGAAUUGUUCAAACUAUAAUUCCAAGAAACGUCUAAAUGUUUCAGCUUUCUUGUUAUUGAUUCAAUGUAUUUAUUUUUCUUGUGAUUUCUCAGUUUCUAAGUGUAAACAACUAUCUUAACAUGAAAAGUGUGUGUUUGUAUUUACAUUAUGUGGGUUAAAGGGGAAAUAGAUGUAUCUCUGUGUUUAUUCAAGUAGGUUCAAUGGGCACAGUCGCCACAGGGAGAACAUGUGUAAGUUAUUGAUUUAUAUGUAAUCGAUUAAU
This is a messenger RNA of Coregonus clupeaformis (lake whitefish), 2232 nucleotides long. Its product is annotated as lithostathine-like. The transcript has 4 exons. The coding region runs from base 1020 to 1628 and encodes 202 amino acids. The record is from RefSeq and is a predicted model, not a curated record. Lineage: Eukaryota; Metazoa; Chordata; Actinopteri; Salmoniformes; Salmonidae.